AUGGCCAGGUUCCACUUCCACCUUCUCUUCUUCUUCGUCGUGCUUGCGCUCUCCACCAGCAGCAGCGCCAGCCCAGUGGCCGCUGCGGACGACGUCGAUGACACCCAGCUGCGGCAGGAGGCCAUGAUGCAGGCCCUCGGGGUGGUCGCCCGCUUCGACCUGGCCACCACCGACGCCGAGGCAGUGAGGCAGGUGAAGCGGGCGCUCGCGGUGCUGAACGGUGAGGUCGAGGCCCGCCCCCAGCAGUGGAAGCCCAUCUUCAAGGCCCUCGACAAGGUGAUGGACAGCGGCGCCGACGACCGCAGUAGGGCGAAGGCGUCCGCCGUGCUCAAGGUGCUGCUCGACCGCGAGCUCGGCCCGUGCCCGGACAGCCUCAGAAGGGACCUCGGAAUCGGUGAUCUCUAA
Molecule: messenger RNA, 405 nt
Organism: Aegilops tauschii subsp. strangulata
Lineage: Eukaryota; Viridiplantae; Streptophyta; Magnoliopsida; Poales; Poaceae
Source: RefSeq, a predicted model, not a curated record